UCUUUCCGCAGAAAAAUUACUUCUCGAAACAUUCUUACGUUUACUGUUGAUAAUUAGGUUACUCGUUACGUACCAUGGGGAAAGGGAAACAGGUCGCUCAACGAACUAAGGGGAACGUGAAGGCCUCAAGUAGUGGUCGAGCAGCAGAAGUUUUAGGUGCAUCAACUGGCGUUAUUGGGUUUGAAGCCUUAUCUGCAGACUCCGCUGAAGCUGGAGACAAUGGCAUGGAUGCUGAAUGGAAGCUCGCCUGCAAAAAACUUUCAAAGAAAGACGUAGUCACCCGAUUGAAGGGUCUUCAGGAAAUUUUAAACUUGAUGCCAGAUGCUCUCGAAGAAGCGCUUCUGGCAUUUUUAAAUGUGUGGCCCAAAUAUUUUGGGCGAUGCGCGCUGGACAACGACAAAAAACUGAGGGAAACCGCCCAUCGGGUUCAUGAGAAAUUGGUUUCUCGAUUAAAAAAGCGGAUCGCGCCUCAGCUGAAAAAUUUGAUGGGUCCGUGGAUCCUCGGAAUUUGCGACCAAUGGAACAAUGCUCAAACUGCGGCAUCCGAGUCGUUCGUUGCGGCGUUUCCUCCACACAAGCAGCGAGAAGCUGUUGUUUUCUGCUCAAAGGAGAGCUUCAAGUAUCUGCGAGAGAAUCUAUUUGCUCCUGUCGAUGCAUCGCAGUCCGGCUCUUCUGCGGACGAGAACGACGCGCAGUGGGAAUACAACGUAGUAUCCUCUCUUCGUGGAUUCGCCUGGAUGUCGAAAAUGAUAUUCUCGGAAGACGAUACUGGCCUUAACAGCGAAAAUUUUGAACCAGUGCUGCAAAGCUACCAAGAGCUAUUUCGUGAUCCUGCGUUCUGGGAAUUACCCAAGCGAAAAAAGCAUCCAUCGAUAAUUGGGACCUGGUUUUCUUUGAUGCAUCUCUUGUUGUCCCACGAUCUCUGCAAACUGACGUUGGAUGAAGCACAAAUUUCUCGAUUGCUGAAAUCCACUAUCAAUGCGUUAGAUAGCGAUGAUCCUGGGAUUGUGCAUGCUGUAUGGGCGUGCCUUGUGCAUUUCAUAACAAUUUACGAAAAAUGGACGGACUGCGGAAAUCCCGAAAGCGUCGUCGUUCCGAAGUUUUUAUCCUUUCUUCGCAAUGGUGGACGUGGGAGUUGUUCAUCCGUGUAUAGAUACGUUCCUCAGAUGUUCUCGGUGCUGAGAAAAUUUGUCAAAGAUGAGCAGAAAUUUGUCUCGGAGUACUUGCAGAAUUUGCGGAAAGGUUUAUUCUGUCAACGAGUAGCGUUGAGUCCGGUGGAUACGAGGACAGUGUGUAGAGCAUUCUUUGAAACGGUUGUUGCUCUUCGAUUGGAUACGACAUCGAUCCCAACUGUUGCCACCGAAACUGUGGUUUUGAUCGAGGAAUCUAUAUGUGAGGCGAGGUCGGAAAAUGCUGCAUCAGCUGUCGCAGCAGAACUUUCAAAAGUGUUGCGCGUAGAAGAUUCUUCGCAAGUUUGGGAACCACUGCGACUAGUUUUUGGAAGAGUCGCUCGUGAAGGACCCCCGAAGGCCGAAUUGCUUGGUGACAUCCUGCCUUUUUGCACUCCGCCGGAUUGUUUUCCGGUUAUGCUGGCGCUGCUCAAUGUCAAAGAUGUUUCUGAUGAAUCAUGGACGAUAUUUUUUCAGGCUCUCAAAGAGAAGAAAGCCCCGUUUCUGCUGGAGGCGACGCAGUCUUUGAUUUCGUUACACAAACGGAGUAAAUGUUCGGCUCUGGUCUUGCAAGAUUCGAGAUUCCAUACUUUGCUGAUGGAAAUUAUACAAGAAAUAAUCACGGAAGCAAAAACAAUAUCAUCUCGUCCCUCUGAAAGCACAGUUUCAUGUGAUACGGAAUCUGCGGGCGAAGAUACAAUAUCAGAGCUGGAUACGAGGAAGUUGAAAAUCAUUGAAACUGUGCUGGGUAGUAGAGGAACUUCAGUGUUCCCGACAGAAGUUACCGAAAAGUUGGUACAAAAGUUGUCGUCCGGGAUAGCCGAUUUGGCGUCUGAAGGGAAUGUUGAAGUUCUGAUUCAGUUUGCCUCGUGGCUAAGCUUGAAAGUGUCGCCUAAUCUGAUCUCCGUCCUGAGAAAAGAUGGCAGAAGUGUUGCAGAAGAUAUUGCUAUGAGUGUCUCGUUCCUCGGCUUGGAUAGCAAUCGUUUACUCAGUGAUCCCAAUGAUGGAAAAAAGGUUUUCAUGGCUGUUGAAGGGACCAUUGAAGCUAUUCUGAACUGCGAGACCGCCAGAGAUGGUUUUGUCACCCGCUUGCUUUCGCGACUGGAAGCUUCGAUGGAGAUUUUACGAGAAAAAUCGUUUUCCCAUCGCAGAGCGAUCAAUUCUCUCGUUGACAUCGCAUUCAUCGUCACAAAGCAUCUUCCAACGAAUGAGCGACGAACCGAGUUCGCUUAUAACUUAGUCGAAAUUUGCGGCGAGAGAAUGGACCUCGAGUCGUUCUGUUGCGAUUGCGUCGCGUUUAGCUGGGUUGAUUCCCACGGUCUGCCGUUUUAUUCAGAAAAAUUAAUUCAAAAGCCGGAACUUUUGAAAAUGCCUGUGGCGUCCGCCUUCGUUCUUGGCUACUUGAAGCAAGUCACAGAAAGGACGACUGCGGAAGAACACGAUUCAGAGACUAUCAUUGUUUCCUGGAAGGAACUCGGAGUCGCCUGUGAAGAUCAGUUGACGAAAGUGAUAGCUGUGUCUUGGGUCGCAUUGCAAUACGUGAAUAGCCUUUCAUACCUCUGGCGGUUAACGGCUCCGGUGAACUGGUUAAAGGAAUUGAAUGAUCUGGCGAAGUCGAUGAAAAAUGAUUGCGCGGCGAUUUUGGCCGAUGUCUUCUUGUCAAACGAAGUGAAGCUUCUCGCCUUUGAGAAGGUCAUCACCAUGGCAAUGGAACCAGGACAUUGGUUGGUGAAUGGCUUGGCAUCUUUAUCACUAGGUGCCGUGCAAGAUCAGGCAAAUGACGACGCCGUAGCAAAGCUUUGCGUCAUGGCUGCGGAAGUCAUGAAGAAGCUCCGUUUGAAUGCGAUUCCUACUGCAGAAUUAUCUUCCGUCAUUUCCGCCCCGUUUCGUCAUGUGAUAGCCGGGUUGAUUCUUUCUCCGGAAGAACGAAUCUUGGGAUUGAAGAACUCGUUGAGGUUUGAGGUGAAUACGGUAGAUAUUCAGUUGGACUUCUUCGCGGAACAUGUUGCGUCAGGUGCGACUUUCUAUGGCGGUAAGGAUUCUCCCCUAGACAAAGACACAGCGAUUAUGGUGCUCGAAAAAUUGACUGAAGUUUGGGACAAAAUCAUGCCUCGAAACAACCGAAGAAGCUUGACAAGGAACUCAACUUUUGAGGAGAUCAAGUGUCAUUUCGCCUUGUGCACUUCGAUGGAAAAAAUCGUCUGUCAAUGGACGACGUGGGAUCUGGAGCUUGAGUCCGUGUUUCAGAAAGUCUUUCUCAUCACUGCACGAUGGAUGGCUGAACUCAACAGUUAUUUUACUGCUGACACCUGGGAAAACAUAGGAAAAAAUGAACUCUGGUUGAUUAUUUUCGGAACUGAGGUUUACAAGCUGGUGUGGAAGCUCACUGAGACGAUGCAGCAUCAGUUCGAUAAUGUGAAAUCAAUUUUGAGUGAAACGCCGGGAUUCAUCUCCCGCGUCUUUUGCAAAGUGUGGAGUGAAACCGCCGACACUUAUUAUGCUGUCAUUUAUCCUGCGUUUUUGAAGCUUGCCGCAACGAUUCCGCAACACGGAAGUCAAAGAGAAGAGGUUGUGGAUUUGGUUGACGGCCUCCGAGAUGCGUAUGUUGGUGCAAUUUGUGGCGCUGUUGGAGUCAUGCCUCUGAGAUAUCUCGAAAGGAACUCUGUGUUCUUGGACGGUCCAGAGGGGCCAAUGAAAUUUUCGCGAGAAUUGAUGCCACUCCUCGUAUCUUCGAAUCACUGCGUCCAGGAAACCGCGUUUUCUUUGCUGAACAAGUACAUGUCUUGGUUAGCCUGCAAUGUGUCUCACAUACCGGCAGUGCAGUCCACUGUGGGUCUGGAUGUGGAAUACGAAGGAGAUCCCCCAGUUUUCAAGCAUCCACCGACGGAAUUGCUUGAGACGAUGAGGAGUACCAGGGAAGUGGUUGAUGCCAUGUUGAUGGAUGUCAGAGUUGGAGAUGGAGUGUGUCUAGUCCAGCCUUUCACCGACAGUUACACAUACGCGAGAGGAUACUUGCUGAGCUGGAAUUUGUGGAUGAAUCUCUGGUCGAAAGUUCCCGAAGUGGUGAAGGAGUCCUUCAUGGAAGGCAUCCAAUUCGGUUCCACGGUUUAUCCUUGUUCUCUGCUUCAACACAAGGAGUUUGAAAAGCUGGGGAAUAAUUUGUUCCGUCUCAUGCCACCCACGGCGGAGUUUUCCGAUGCGUGUUGGAAAGCGAAUGUCCGGGCUUGUGCCGAAACGAGCAGAGAUGACGUGGGUAGCAUGGUUAGAACACCUAUGCCACCAUUCGACGUCGUGGUGUCAGUGCUGCCGAAGAGUGAUACCAUAGCGCAUUGCGCAUGCAGAACGUAUCUGUGCGCAUUGAGUGAAUUUCCAGUUUUUAUGAGACAGUGGUUCAUGGGCCUGUCGAAUGCUAGUAUACAGAAUGAAGUGUCUCAAUUCACGACACGGCACAUUUCGCCAUUAAUAUGGUCGAAGGAGCUGAAAAUCAUUCAGAAGGAAGCUAAGCGGCUCCAGAAAGAAUCGAAAAAAGCGACUGAAACUGGGGCCGGCGCAGCUGGUGAUUCAUCAAUUCGGGCACGGGAGACUGUCAGGGAAAUUGUCGUAGUCCACACUGUGGAUGAGAAUCUCCUGGAAUUGGUUCUGACUGUACCUGCCAAUUUCCCGUUGACGCCGGUGCAAGUGGAUGCCAGCAAACGUUUUGGAGUUUCCAAGCAAGUCUGGUCAAGAUGGGUCAUGGAGCUGAGCAUGCAUUUGACGCAUCGACGAGCUUCAAUUUUGGAGUCGAUUGAUAUAUGGAAGAAGAACGUCGGGAAGCGGUUUGAAGGCGUCGAGGAAUGUUAUAUUUGCUACAACAUUUUACAUGGAACUACAAACGAGCUCCCAAAGAAAGCGUGCAGAACAUGCAAGAAAAAGUUCCAUUCGGGAUGCUUGGUGAGUUUGUAUGAAUCUUACGAUUUUGCUUCGUGA
This is a messenger RNA of Notodromas monacha, 5135 nucleotides long. Lineage: Eukaryota; Metazoa; Arthropoda; Ostracoda; Podocopida; Cyprididae. The record is from the annotation of a GenBank genome assembly.